AUGCUCUAUUACAGCCGCGAGCCUGCUGAGCCUCAUCCGCUGCCAGCAGCAGCGACCACAGGGCAAUGGGAGCACGUCAAGGCCUGGAGACCACAGGAGAAAGAUAAAGGCCAGAGCCCCCCACGUCCCAGUGCUGGGCCCUCACUGCUGUACCCUGCCAGCCCGCCACAGCUCUACAACACCCUGGGGCAGCUGCCGCUACUCAGUGCCUUGCUGGCAGAGCUGUCGGUGCUCGCCCACAGCGCUACAUCUGCUGCUGUCCACCCCCAUUUUGCUUGCCUCCAGCCUGCAGAGGCACCUGUGGGGCCUGGUGGGAGCAGUGGAGCUGCCAGCCCUCGAUUCAAGCAAGGCCGGCAAGAGGCCACCACACCAGGGUCUUCUCAGGCUGGGAGAGGAUCUAAGAAAGCUGUACCCCAAAGAGAGACAAGCUCUGAAAGGAACUGCAAAACUAAGGAAAACAGACCUCCCAGAAAGAAAUUGAUGUAUGGGCUGACAAAUACACUGAGGCUGCGGCUGCAGCAGACCAACCCUGGCAAGCUGGUAAUUCAUGAAAAGAGAGAGCAGUACAGAAAAAAGCAAAUGGAGAUGAUGAAGGAGAGAAGUCCAUUAUGCAGAAGAAAGCUGCUCAGAAAUGCUGGAGAACAGCAUGUGGUCUCUUACAGGCAUUGUAGCAAGGGAGACCGUUCAAAGCAGAAUCAUCAGUUUGAUAAAACUGUUGAGACUUCCUUACAAAACAGUGCUCUCACAGAGUACAUUUCCAUGGCAGGAGAUGUGUCCCCUGACCUGCAGAAACAGGCUAUUGCAAGUCUAUUGAAGGAUGAAAUUGCAAGCAAGGAAUGUCCCUGCAAACUAACUACAGCCCCCUUACUGGAGAAAACUGUAUUAAAAUCAUCUCAGAAGGAAAAGUAUGUGAAAACCCAACUCCCAGCAGCAUUCCCAUCAGAUGCUAAUGCAAAGGGAAGUAAUGAGGAAGCAGUACACUUAAUCCGUCAUAAAACCACGGAGCGUGAUGAUGUGUCUAUUAUAAGUGAUCAUAAACCAAGCCGCAGCAGGAGCAUUGAAAACAACUCUGAAUUCAUAUACUCGGACGACUUUGUUGCUAGUCCUGAGAACCCAGUUUAUUCUGAAGAUUUCACCAGUGCUGAGUGUACGGGCAGAGACUCGGAAGGUCUUGACAGCAGUCCUGAACCUCUGUGGCUUGAAAGCCCAAAGCAAAGUUUGUCAGAUACAGAGCUGGAAUCCAGCAGGUCCAGAACUUCAAAGUCAAGUCCAAAAGCUGAAAGUUCUUUAGAUCUUCUGCCAGUUCCUUCCGCUUCAUCUCCAGUCCAGUCUUUGAAGAGAAACUGUGACUUAAAAAACAGCGAGAGAACUAGUGGUGAAUCUGUUGAUUCAGUUGAGCUUGCUCAAAUGGAAGCAUCACUAUUAGAUGAAGAGCAGGAAGCCCAACGGAUCAGUAAGGAAGAGAACAGGGGCGGUCAGCAUAUUAAACAAGUAUCUACACUGAGAAGCAAACAAGUUAGCUGUGAUGCUGACCUGAAUAUAGGAAAGCGGCAGACCUCUGCAGGAAAAAGCCAGUCUGUAACUCCAGUUAGCUCUUACUUGUCAUCUAACAUGUCUGAUCUUGAACUUAGUGCCCUGGAAAACAGUAUGUCAGACAAAGAGGAGGAUUUUCUGGGAAAACUAUGUGUUCCUCAAUACAAAGACAUCAGUGACCUUGUAAUAAAUAAGCUUCCAGGAUAUACAAUAUAA
Molecule: messenger RNA, 1749 nt
Organism: Leptosomus discolor (cuckoo roller)
Lineage: Eukaryota; Metazoa; Chordata; Aves; Leptosomiformes; Leptosomidae
Source: RefSeq, a predicted model, not a curated record